AUGUAUAACUGGGCACGUUCCUACGUGCUGGAAGCUGUGGUAGCCCUCCAGGACUCCACGCUCUCAUACGAGCAAGUUGCAGACCGGAUUGUGUCUCUAUGUCGAACAUCAGUACGAGAAGCACCGGAGAGCGCACGUCAGGACGAGAGCACAGACACACCUGGGGUGGAGAUGUUUCUCAGCCAGGUCUGGAGUACCCUGCUCAGACUCGCCGAAGAGGAUCCAUCAUUCCAUGACCGCCUCGCCUAUAUCCUUUCUGAAGUCAGAACCCGAGGCCAAGAGGACUGGAACAUCUGGAGGACUUCCUUCGAUUGGGCCAAUCUCCCUACCUUUGGCCUUGAAGCUCGGGAGUCUAUGAAUGGUCCCGAAGCUUUCGACGAAGACAGGAGGUAUGUCUCCACGAACGACCCCGAAUGCAUCGCGGCUCUCUCGGGAGACCCACCCGUCGACUCGGUCGCCUCGCGUGCGGGCGCCCGCGCACGCCGCAAUUGGCUGAACUUGAACGCGUUUCUGGCCCGCCUCUGGGUGCUCGAUGUCUGGGACUGCGCAUUCUAUGGGAUCUCAACGAUGAGCAUGUCGCUAGAGCCGCACUCCAUGCCGGAUCUCGGAUACAUUGGACCCAGUGUUGAGCUCGCGCUCGAGGUGGCGGAGGUCUGGAUACGCGUUGCAGGGAAGCGUAUGUUCGAAUGUCGGGAGAUACUGGGACCCAAAGGAAAUCCGGAGUGGCCCUUCGGGAACUGCCCUGGGGGUAGCGGAGGGACGUGGGACGGCGUAGAUGGCUAUCACCCGGAGCGCUGGCAACAUUGGAAGGGCAUCUUCCGUGAUAUCAGUCAAGGUCACUGGAGGAGCAAUGUGAUCGAUGCGGCGAAGGCGGCGGUUGAGGCCAUGGAGCAAAUAGAGAGGGAAGCCGUCGCGACUCAGUAG
Molecule: messenger RNA, 924 nt
Organism: Trametes versicolor FP-101664 SS1
Lineage: Eukaryota; Fungi; Basidiomycota; Agaricomycetes; Polyporales; Polyporaceae
Exons: 3
Coding region: 1-924 (307 amino acids)
Source: RefSeq, a predicted model, not a curated record